ACACGCUUUUGCAAAGGGUAUUUCCCCAAAUAUUUACAUUUCCCAUAAUGAAUGCAUUCUGUAUAAAAUUCCGCUAAAAUAAUGCAUUUAUAGGGCUUUCCCCCUUUGUAUGGGGGUAGGACAUCUUUUCCCCAUGGAGGGGCAGAUCUUUCUCCUCCUCUCCUCCCUGCAGGCCAACUUGGGCAGGAGAUGUUGAAGGGAUGCUGGCAGAAGGGGAACAAUCAGAAAUGUCACCAAAAGGAUCCAAAGAACAAAGGAAGCUGAGGGUUCAAGAUGGAGGCAGCAGGCGAGAGGGGAGACGAAAGCAGAAGCCGGAGGGUGACUCUUGUACGUCUCAGGGUGGUGAAAAUCAAAUUCACAAAAAGGAGAAAAAGCAUGAAUGCACCGUGUGUGGAAAGAUAUUGGGUAGUCACUCAACUCUUACUUUACAUCAAAGAGUGCACACAGGAGAGAAACCAUAUAUAUGUUCCGAGUGUGGAAAGAGCUUCAGUCAAAGUGGUACCCUUACCUCGCAUCAAAGAACUCAUAUAGGGGAGAAACCGUAUACAUGUUCCGAGUGUGGAAAGAGCUUUAUUUAUAGUAACAGCCUUAGGUUGCAUCAAAGAACUCAUACAGGGGAGAAACCGCAUACGUGCUUGGAGUGUGGAAUGAGCUUCGCUCGCAGCAAUGGGCUUACUAGACAUCAACAAACUCAUCGAGGCAGCAAACCUUAUAAAUGCUGGGAAUGUGGCAAGAGCUUCAGUCGCCUCGACUCCCUUUCCUCGCAUGAAAGGAUUCAUACAGGGGGAAAACGAUAUACAUGUUUGGAAUGUGGAAAGAGCUUCAGCCAGAGUUCCAGCCUUACCUUGCAUCAAAGAUUGCACACAGGAGAGAAACCUUAUAAAUGUUUCGAGUGUGGGAAGAGCUUCAGUCGUGGUGGCUUCCUUACAUUGCAUCAACAAACUCAUACAGGACAGAAACCGUAUACAUGUUCGGAGUGUGGAAAAAGCUUCAGGUGCAGUAGCUCCCUUAAGUCGCAUCAAAGAACUCAUACAGGGAGGAAAUCUUAGAAAUGUUUGGUGUAUGGAAAGAACUUCAGUGACAGGGGCUCCCUUCCUAAACAGUAAAGAACUCGUACAAGGGAAACAUCUUAGAAAGGGUUGGCGUGUGGGAAGAUCUUUAAUCAUAUCAAAUAACUCCUACAGAGAGUAAACCAAUGAUCGUGUUCUGGUGCCCCCAGGACAGCCAUUAUUGGAUUGGAAGAACUUUCUGACAGUAAGAGCUGUUUUGACAAUGGAACAGUCUCCCUCGGGAGGUGGCGGGCUCUCCUUCCUUGGAGGUUUUUAAGCAGAGGUGGGAUGGGCUUCUGCUAUGUAUGCUUUAGCCGAGAUUACUUCAUUGCUGGGGGUUGGACUAGUUGACCCUUGGGGUCCCUUAUAACUACAGUUCUAUGAUUCUAUAUACAACAGAACCAUCAUCUGCUAGUCAACUGUUAUCACAAGCUUGGCAAAUCCGAAGAUAUACUUGAUCAUCAGAUAAUGCCAAUAUUAUUCACUUGGACUGUGCUGUUUGAACCCAUGUACAAGUCUAGGUGCCUAUUCUAUAGUUUUGCUUUUCAUAUCCUAAUUUUCAUCUGCUGUUCUAUGUAGCGUUCCCAAAGCAAGAAGGAUUGGACUCUGAUUAAUAAAAUACACACGAGGCUUGACCAGCAAGACUUUGGGAGGAGUGUGUAUAAUAAUUCUCUCCCCACCCCUUGGCCCAGGUCGUUUUAUUCACAAAAGAACUUUUUACACAGUGUUCGUAAGAACCAAUCAGAUUUCCUCUGAGCAUUUCAAAAAACCCCACGUGGGACAAAGUUAGAUCAGUAAAGGAAGGAAGGAAGGGUAGUAUUCACCAUCUCUUUGUGAACUCUCUUCCUGCACUCUCUUCCUGGCCCUAAGAUCUAUCUAAAGAUUAACAAACUACAUCAAAGUAACCUAUUAACUUUAUUGCCUAGGAUGCCUGGUGCAGCAACUGGUCUGUGUCCUAGAAUGCUUAUACGGGUUUGUCAGACAUAGAGAAAUGGCAGUAGAGAAAAAGGGCAUAGGUGCAGAGGCUUGUGGGAUUUGAUCAGAAAUUAUUGUCAAUGAAUCAAACCCAGUCAACGCAAUGCUUUCAUCGCGGACACAAUGGCUUGAUGCAUAUCAUUCCUCAUAGUAAUCCCGUCUGAUCACUAUACUUAUAGCUGCUAUCUUUGUUUCAUGUACAUCAUAAAAUGAAACAGAAAAAGCUUUACGAAAAUAAAAUCUUUAUGAAAAUUUCAAAAAACUCAUGAGUCCCACCUACACUGGAAAAAAAUAAUGGGAUCUGUUCACAUCCCUUAUGGUUAGUUUACUGCAAUGCACUGUACAAAGAGCCACCCUUGAAGGUUGGGCCACAGGCUGUAGCUGGUGCAGAACACAAUAGCCAGGUGGCUUGUGUGAGCAAGGUAAAAAAGGUAAAGGACCCCUGGACCGUUAAGUCCAGUCAAAGGCGACUAUGGGGUUGCAGCUCUCAUCUUGCUUUCAGGCCGAGGGACCUGGUGUUUGUCCACAGACAACUUUCUGGGUCAUGUGGCCAGCAGGACUAAACCGCUUCUGGCGCAAUGGAACACCGUGAUGGAAACCAGAACUCAUGGAAACAUCAUUUGCCUUCCCGCCACAGUGGUACCUAUUUACCUACUUGCACUGGCGUGCUUUCAAACUGCUAGGUUGGCAGGAGCUGGGGCAGAGCAACAGGAGUUCACUCUGUUGCACAGAUUCAAACCGCCAACCUUGCCAUCAGCAAGCCCAAGAGGCUCAGUGGUUUAGACCACAGUGCCAUCCAUGUCAGGCUUGUGGGAGGAAACUACUGCCAGCAUAGAACAGCCUGCUAGUGGGAUUUGCACUUGCUACCAAUCUGCUACUGGGCUGAGUUCAAGGUGUUUGUACUCACAUGCAAGUCCCUGUUCUGCUCAGUCCCAGAUAUACAGCAGAGAUUCUCCUGCAGGUUCCAAAGAUCUCCAAAGCACACACCCAGAAUGGGGCUUUUAGUGUCACUGUCUGUGUUCUGUGGAAUGGCAUCCCUUUCGGGGGGGGGCGGGAAUUGGGACAUUUUCCACCUUUUCGAGCUGGAUAAAUAAAUGGGUGUCCACUUGUUACGGUUUUAGUCUUAUUUUUAUUUGUUGCCUUUGUGUAUAUAACUGCUUUUUAAAACAUUUUUUAUAUAAAUUGCCUUGAGACGGUGGUUUAGAAGGCAAUCAGUUAUUUUUUAAAAAUACUUUU
This is a messenger RNA of Podarcis raffonei (Aeolian wall lizard), 3260 nucleotides long. Its product is annotated as zinc finger protein 239-like. Gene Ontology annotation, molecular function: RNA polymerase II cis-regulatory region sequence-specific DNA binding; DNA-binding transcription factor activity, RNA polymerase II-specific. The transcript has 2 exons. Lineage: Eukaryota; Metazoa; Chordata; Lepidosauria; Squamata; Lacertidae. The coding region runs from base 201 to 1049 and encodes 282 amino acids. The record is from RefSeq and is a predicted model, not a curated record. Gene Ontology annotation, biological process: regulation of DNA-templated transcription.